CGUUUUGUUGUCUGCGGAAAAUCCCACCAGAGGAAGAAUUCCGUGCACAAGGGAUUAAUGACAGCAUUAACAAGAUGGAGGAAGAGGAACAUACAGACAGAAAGCAGCAACUUGCCAUGCUUUAUCAAAAGCUCAACAAAAUUAAAAAGUAUCUCAACGAAGAUGACACGGACAAUAUUAAUCAGGUCAUCAGCUCCAACUUGCCUGAAUCAUGCCUCUCAUAUUUGAUGGACCUGGAGAAGAAGGGGGACCCUCACUUGGAUCAUAACCACCUCACCAGGCUUAUUGACUGUUAUACCAGAGUAUUCUCUAAUAUGCCUCUGGGAAAACAUUGUCAGAAUGAGAGCUAUGCCAGAAUGCUGGUCAGAUUUGCAGAGCUGAAAGCAAUUCAAGACGUCAACGAGGCAGAGGCCAACUUCAACGUGGCAAGAUCUAACAGCCAGAACUUUGCAUUUGUCCAUGUUGCACAUGCACAGUUCGAGCAUUCUCGAGGAAACACAAAGAGAAGCGCUUAUAUAUUGCAGAAUGCAAUUGAAGUGGGUGCCAAGCCAAAGGAGCUGCUGGAGGCUGCCUUGCAGAGCAUGCAGACGGGAAAAACACAACCACUUUGUUCAGAGGACAAGGAAAAUCUUCCAUUAUUACCCAACAGUAAUGUGCACGAUUCUGUCAAAAAAGGCUCAGAAUUCCAAAAAGUAAGCAGAAUAUCAGAUGGGACAGGUGACUUGCAGCUCUCCAGUAUUUUUAGUUCAGGGAUGGAACCCCUCAGUGGAUCAUCAGAUGAGCAGCUACCUGGCUGGAGAUCAGGAUCUCAACGCAAGAGAGCAGUUGGCAUGCCAGGGAGAGUUCCUGUGGUUCCUUUCUCUAUUCCAGAAAAGGAUGAUGAUGAUGACCACAUUAAUCAGAAGCCCUCCACAAGAAGGGAUGCAACAAUUCCCACUAGUUUGUCCAGGCAAACAUCUGGUUCAAAUGUGAACUCAGCAUUUGGAUUAUCCUCCUCAAAGAAAACUGUUCAACCACCAGCUCUCAGUCCGGAGCACUACCCUUGGGAGGACCAUGCAACUGUGGACUCCACCACCACACUUCUUCAUACACAUGAUACAAGGGACGCUUCAAGACUAGAAGAUGUAACUUACAAUUUCGAUCAAGUCGUCAGUUCCAAGUCUCCUGAGUCGUGUUGGACGUACCUGACAAGCCUGGAGAAAAGAGGAAACCCUCGCACAGACAUCAGUGUCCUUAAUAAGCUCAAGGACUGUUAUUCUAAAGUCUUUUCCAGGCUGCCAAUCAGACAGUACAGCAAAAACGCCAGCUAUGCCAGAAUACUAGUCAGAUACGCAGAACUGAAAGGGAUUGAAGACCCAGAUGAAGCAGAGGACCACUUCAUAGUUGCGAGAUCCAACUGCAAAGGCUUUGCUUUUGUCCACAUAGCACAUGCACAGUUUGAGGUCUCUCAAGGUAAUGUGAUCAAAGCAACGUCAAUUCUGCACAAAGCCCAGGCAUUGAAGGCCAGGCCAGCUGAGCUCUUGGACAUGGCCAUACGUAACCUUAAAGCUGGGGAAAAGCAGCUAGUGCCCAUCCAGGACGAGGAGCCGUCCACAGAUGUGCCACCAAGUGCUCCAAUAAUGCCCACUUGUGAGGGGAACCAGGAAGUGCAGCUUCCUACUCGGGUCCCUGUGAACCGCUCAGUUGAACAGCCUAAACCUGCCAGCAAGGAGCCCUUAUCAGAGUGGAAGAUACCAACUCUUAUCAACCGUCACGUUUCUCCAGAGGUUAAACAGACAACACCUCCUGACCCCAGACCUGUUCCCCGUCUGGUGGAGUCUUUCCGCACUCCGUCCCUACAACUUCCACCUAGACUGAACCCGCAAACAGUCUGCCAGACCCCUAAUAACUACAGAAACCCCAGUGCUAACAGCUUCAUUACUCCUGUUGUAAAGAGAGGUCCUGAAAUGUCUUCGUCUGCAGUAGCAGCACACAGAGCUGGACCUGUUCAGCAGCCAUGCACGCCUGUAAACCAGUCGAUGUGUGUCCAGACUCCACAGACUUCCCUCAGUGCGUUGUCAAAUGAAUCCAUUACCAUUAAGGGAAGGCAGUUCUUCAUCCUCAAGAUGAUUGGACGUGGUGGAUCGAGCAAGGUCUACCAGGUCCUUGACCACAAAAAGCAGAUGUUUGCUGUGAAAUACGUCGACCUCGAGGAAGCUGAUGCUCAGACAAUAGAAAGCUACAAAAAUGAAAUUGAACACCUGAACCACUUGCAACAGUACAGCGAUCAAAUUAUAAAGCUCUAUGACUAUGAAAUAACCAACAGCUACAUCUAUAUGCUGAUGGAAUGUGGUAACUUGGAUUUGAACAUUUGGCUGCGAAAUCGCAAAACUGUGAACCCCCUGGAGAGGAAGUACUACUGGAAGAACAUGCUGGAGGCCGUUCAUACCAUCCACAAACACGGAAUUGUCCACAGUGACUUAAAGCCAGCAAACUUUGUCAUUGUGAAUGCAUCACUGAAAUUGAUUGACUUCGGCAUCGCAAACAGAAUCCAACCAGAUGUAACGAGCAUUAUGAAGGAUUCGCAAGUAGGAACCCUGAACUAUAUGCCCCCUGAGGCCAUCAAAGACACUUCGUCCCAGGCAGGAAAAGCACGCUCAAAGAUAAGUCCUAAAGGUGAUGUGUGGUCGCUUGGCUGCAUACUGUACUGCAUGACAUAUGGGAAGACUCCAUUCCAAACCAUCACCAAUCAGAUAACCAAGCUGCACGCCAUCAUCGAUCCUUCUCAUAAGAUCGAGUUUCCUGACAUCUCAGAGAAGGAUUUGCUGGAUGUGCUGAAGAGGUGCUUGGUACGAAACCCCAGAGACAGAAUCUCUAUUGCAGAGCUGCUGGAGCAUCACUACCUGCAGCUGAAGCCACAAACAUCACCAGAACCAGAACAACCAUCUAACAGUGAUCUUCAGAGGAUCCUAACAGACCUUGCAGCCCUACAGUCUCCAAACAGCAUCAUCAGAGCUGCUAAUAAUUUGGCAAGAAUGUGCAGCAGCGGCAGGAAGUUGGAUGUUGCAGAAUGUGCAAAGUCAUCAUCUUAAUCAUCCGGAAAAAAUGUGAUGUGGAUUUUUUUUUCUUUUGACGCCCUCAGAACCACUUAAGAACAGUUUACUAUUGUAAGAUGUCAAAACUAGCAAAGCUGUAUUGAUAUGUUUGUUUCUUUGAAACAAAAUCAUUACAUUGCUUAUUUUUUUUACUCAUUUUAGUGAUAAUAAAUGUAAGAAUAUGCAGUAUAUAGCAUAGUCAAAUAAACAUAUGGUAUCCCAAAGCAUUGUAGAUUUAUUUAUUACAGCUGAUUUAAAGGAGAGCUAACUGUCGAGGUGUGCUAUUUUAUUACAGCACUUUUUGGGAGUUUCAUUUACGCAUUUUCCAUUUGUACUAAGAAGCUGACUGACACUGAUAUUUUAGCUUCAGCAUCUACUAUUUUAAAGAGCCUCUCUGGUAAAAGUCAAGCUUUUUACGUUGUCGAUGUCUCUGGUGUUUUUUAUAUGCUAGGAGACAUCAUGAGUGAGAUAAGCAGUCAACUCUGACAGACCAUUUCCACCUUGAAGCUGCAGUGCACUGAUGACUAAACUCUAUCAUCUGUGUUUGAGAUUGUCUUCCGUCAUUUUUACUGAAAUAGCUUUAGAGAGGAUAUCUGUAUCGCCUCUGUGGGACUCAGGUGUGGGUUGAUAUUUUGCUACUUUUAGGUUGUAUUACUUAUUAUUAGCCUUUUUUAUUACCUUCAAAAUUACAGGAGAUAACUACGUAAAAUGUUCACAUUUGAGCGCCGUUAAAAACUGCUACCAAAUCAGUUUUCUAUACAUUUCACUUGUCAUAAUCUAAAGCCAAAAUCCUUGUCAUGUUCAGUAUGACUUUUCUACAAGUCACUUGAAACAUCAGUGUCAGGGAGUAUAUCAAAGUUUCAGUAGCAAUACAACACUAGUUUACUGUCAAUAAUACAUAUAGUGUAAUACAAACAGACGUUGAUAUCCUGCAUGUAUUGUCUGUUUUCUAUAAUUCACUAGAAAGCUUUUAAGGCCCAUAUCAGCAUGUGUGAUAGGUGCUUGGUCAGAACAAGUUACAGCAAACAAAGGGUCUCAUUUUUACAUUUGAUUCAUCUCGCUGUACCUCCAUCUGUGUCGAAUGAUUUUUUUUUUUAAGGCAUAUUUUUAGACUAGUGAAAUGUAAAAUUUGAAAUCAUUGACUCAAGGAAUUAAAACCAUGAUUAUAA
Stegastes partitus (bicolor damselfish) is the source of this 4243-nucleotide messenger RNA. RefSeq names its product ttk protein kinase (gene ttk). Bases 75 to 3071 code for a protein of 998 amino acids. Gene Ontology annotation, molecular function: protein binding; ATP binding; protein serine/threonine/tyrosine kinase activity. Gene Ontology annotation, cellular component: nucleus; kinetochore. Gene Ontology annotation, biological process: meiotic spindle assembly checkpoint signaling; peptidyl-serine phosphorylation; mitotic spindle assembly checkpoint signaling. Lineage: Eukaryota; Metazoa; Chordata; Actinopteri; Pomacentridae. The record is from RefSeq and is a predicted model, not a curated record. The transcript has 25 exons.